Blepharisma stoltei is the source of this 3189-nucleotide messenger RNA. NCBI's taxonomy places the organism in Eukaryota, Ciliophora, Heterotrichea, Heterotrichida, Blepharismidae. The record is from the annotation of a GenBank genome assembly.
AUGUUAGGGUUUUCUAUAAGAAAGGUCCAUACCGCAUUAAAAUUCACUCACAAUGGACCAAACCUUAAAUCAGCAGUGACUCUUUUUGAUUAGAUUAGAUUAGAUUAGAUUAGAUUAACGCUUUGUAUUUAUAGUCCCCACUUCCUAAGUACCAUGCGUUCGGCAGCGAUUUCGCUGCGGGGUGGGCUCCCUCAAGGCUAUAGUAAUUUCCCGAGGAUGGCGCUAUAUUGCGCCAUCCUAGGGCAAUUCAAAAAUAACCCCACACCGGGAAUUGAGCCCACGUGUGGGGCUAUUUUUUUUGGUAUGUGGAGAACAUCGACUUCCACGCACCAAAAAUGGCCCCACACGUGGGUUCAAUUCCCGGUGUGGGGCCAUUUUUUAAAUUGCCCAAGGAUGGCGCAAGAUAGCACCAUCCUUGGGCAAUUGCAAUAACUUAGGCCCUGGCCGAAACCCCCGGUUUCUCGGUAGUGGUAUUUCCUUCCGAAUCCGAAUCAUACGGAUUUUGCCGGGAACCACUAUUUCCAACCUAAGCGCCAGCAUUACCCAACCCUGCUUAGCUCGGCCAGAUCGCCCCCUUUUUCAGGGUCCUUUUUAACUGGAGGCAGGGAUUGUGGAGGAGAUCGUACAGGAAAUCGAGUGGUUAAUUGCUGAAAAGGAGAGGAAGGAACUCCUAGUGGAGGAAGAGGCCUGAAGCACGACAGCGAUAGUCAUUGAAUCGUCCGGCUGCUAAAGGGUCAGCUGGUCUCCUUACGUGGCAGACAGCCGGAAGGUCGCCGCGGGGAGGUUGCUUCCGUGGGGAAGGGCUUGCUGCCCGGAAAAAACUGCCGGGUGAUGGCUCUUUUGGGGCUCUUUGGAGGUUGCUGGCCUUUAGGGGGUUGAUGUUUUGGGGUCGAUGCUCCGGGAGUUGAGGGAGUUGAGGGAGUUGAGGGAGUUGAGGGAAUUCUAGGAAUUGUGGAGUCUGGAGCCUGGGAGAUUCUGGGAGAACUGUGAGAUUCUGGGAGAUCUGGAAGUGGUUUUUUGAAGUGAUGUUGGUUCUGGGAGUGGUGGCGUUUGGGUAAUGCUGGUUCUGGGAGUGGUGCUUGGAGUGAUGGUGGCUCUGGGAGUGUUGGUCGAAGUAGUGUGACGCUGUGAAAUUGGGUAGGGAUAAGGUAAAUUUUUUCUUCUUCUUUUAACUGGAGAGACUGACGCCCUUGAGAUCUGAGUCGAGCUUCGCCUUCCCCUCUUUUCCGGAUUAGCUCCGAGAAAGAACUCAACUCCUUACGGGAUUCGCAGCGAAGUCACCAAGUAGCCUAGGCAGGCAACUCACCCCGCCUCUUUCGGACACGGAGUCUGGGCCUCAGCGCUACUGGCAAAAAGAAUGCGAAAAACUGCUGCCCGGGUCAAGCCCCAAAAUCAGCGGAAAUUGGGCUGGGCCUCUCGCCUCGAAGCUAACUCUUCCCUUGAGUAGCUCUCCGCAUCCAAAAACCACGUCGGUAUACAUAAGGUUACCCGCCACGGAAGGACGGGUUGCUCGUCUCCGGUCAUUUUAUGUAUAUAGUGACUCUUUUUGAUAAAGAAAAAGGCGCACCAAAGUCAGCAAAAUUAAAUCAAGCAGAGCUAGAUGAUUUAAAAACAUUAAAAUCUAUAUGGACAUAUCCGAAAGGGACAUAUGAUAGGAUUUUAUAUCAAGAACUAGAUGAAAAAGACAUUUUCUCUAGCGCUAAUAAGACAAUCACUGCUUUAAAAGCUAGAAAUCUUGAAAAUUCCGAUGUCUUAUUCCCUCGGGGAACAAAACAAGAGGAAUUAGAAAUUUGGGCAAAUACAGCUUUGCUAAAGAAUUAUAAAUUUUCAGCAAAAUCAAGCAAAGAAAAUAUAGCUUUUUGCCUUGAGUGGCGCGGUAUGGGCGCCACUUCGGCAAGCUCCUUCUUCCAGUUGGCCGAGCCAACUCAGGUUGGUUCGACCAACUGGAGAAUUGACAAGUGAGGCCUUUGGGGAGACUUGUCAAUUCUAGUUGGCCGAACCAACCUAAGUUGGCUCGGCCAACUGGAAGAAGGAGCUUGCCGAAGUGGCGCCCGUACCGCGCCACUCAAGGCAAAAAAGCAUAAAGAAGAGGAAAACGGUGAAGAGAAAAAUGAUAAAAAAGAACUGACAGAACUAAAUUUGCUUCACAAUUUAACAAUUGAUGAGUCAAGCUGGAAUCAAUCAAUCCACUCUGGGGUAUGCGCAUUAUACGCAAGAGAUCUUUGCAAUACCAGAGGAACUGAAGGAAAUACUGAAUUUCUGGCUGCACAAGCUCAAAAACUGUAUUCAGAUAAUCCUGGCAAGGUUGAAAUGCAAGUUAUCAAAGGUGAAGAAUUAAGAGAAAGAGGCAUGAAUUUAUUAUAUUCAGUCGGCAAAGGAGCUUCAACGCCACCAUACUUGAUUCUUCUUAAGUACAACGGAAACCCUCAAAACACCAAGAAACUUGCAUUAGUUGGCAAAGGACUGACUUUUGAUACUGGUGGACUCAAUUUAAAGCCAACCAACUCAAUUGAAGACAUGUAUUUAGACAAAUCAGGAGCCUGCAUUACGUUAUCAGCAUUUAAAUGGGCAGUCGAAAUGUCAAUCCCAAUCAAUCUUACAUGCACCUUAGCAAUUGCAGAAAAUGCGAUUUCCCACAAAUCAUACAAACCUCUUGAUAUAAUAAAGUCACUUAAAGGCUUAACUGUAGAAAUUGGCAACACAGACGCUGAAGGGCGCUUAUGUCUUGCUGACGCUUUUACGUAUACUCAGCAGCAGGAAAAGCCUGAUACUUUAAUAGACCUAGCCACUUUGACUGGAGCUUGUGUAGUAGCACUAGGUGAGCAAACUGCUGGAAUUUUUGGCAAUGAUAGCGCUUUGAUUAAUCAAAUAAUCAAAUCAGGAGAAUUUUAUAAAGAAGAUUUAUGGCAACUACCUAUAAGGAAAGAACAUAAGAAAGCUAUUGAAGGAGCAGCUGCUGAUAUCAAUAACUCUGGAAAAUCUAGAUAUGGAGGAGCCAGCCAGGCUGCAUCGUUUUUACAGAAUUUCAUAGAAAAAGAUGUGAAAUGGGCUCAUUUAGAUAUUGCAGGACCAGCUAUGAGCAAAGCAGAUAGAGAACAGUUUUCAAAAGGUGGGACUGGAUUUGGAACGCAAACAUUAACAAAAUAUAUCCAAAAAAGAGUUGAAGAAGAAGCUAAGGCAAGUAAAUAA